AUGGCAAAUAAGUAUAAAGUAUGUGUACUCGGAUCUGGAGCAUUUGGAACCGCUAUGGCUCAUUGUGCUAUCAACAAUCCAUACAUUGGACGAGUUCAAAUCUAUGCAAGGAACCAAGCCAUUGUAGAGUCCAUCAAUCAAGAACACAGGAAUCCCAAGUUUCUCAGUAACUUCACCUUGCAUCCUGAUAUCACUGCCACUACCGACCUUUAACAAGCCCUCUACCAGGCCAAUUAUGUGCUUAGUUGCAUUCCAACCCAGGAGCUCCACCAAUUCGUUUAGGCCAACAAACAGUACAUAGACACCAAGGUUCCCUUCGUCUCCUGUUCUAAGGGCAUAAUCUUAAAGUCUGGAAAACUGAUCUCCCAAAUGUUGAGUGAAGAAUUCGAUGGCAAAUUAAGAUAUGCCUGUCUGAGUGGUCCCUCCUUUGCUGCAGAGCUUAUGUAAAAUAACCCAUCAUGUGUUGUAGUAGCUAGUCAAGAUGUUAAGACUUCUAAAUUAGUCUAAUUAGGAUUGUCAGGAAAUUUCUUAAGAAUCUUCUCUUAAAGUGACGUUGUGGGUGUUGAAUUAGCAGGAGCGUUGAAGAAUUUGGUGGCUAUAGGCACAGGCGUAUUAGAUGGUGCUGGAUUUGGAAUCAACACCUAAACAGCCUACGUUACUAGGAGUGUUGGAGAAAUGCAGAGAUUUGCUAGAAUUUAUGGGGCCUCAAAACAUACUUUUUAUGGUCUGGCUGGAUUUGGGGAUCUUAUGUUGACAAGUUUUGGAUCUUUAAGCAGAAAUAGAGCAUUUGGCAUUAAAGUAGGAAAAGGAGAAAAAGUCGAAGAUAUCUUAAGUGAGUCAAAAGGAGUGGUCGAAGGAUGGCCUACUUUAGAACUGGUGUAUAAACAAGCUCAAGAAAAUAACAUUGAAAUGCCUAUGACACUCAUUUUGCAUGACUUUAUUAAAAGAAAAUAUUCUAAAGAGUAGAGUAUCCAAAUGUUGAUGAAUAGAGCAUUUUAAGAUGAAUUUGAACCAACAUUUGAGGAUUUAUUAUGA
This is a messenger RNA of Paramecium tetraurelia, 1035 nucleotides long. RefSeq lists its product as uncharacterized. The transcript is spliced from 4 exons. Gene Ontology annotation, cellular component: glycerol-3-phosphate dehydrogenase (FAD) complex; cytosol. Gene Ontology annotation, molecular function: NAD binding; glycerol-3-phosphate dehydrogenase [NAD(P)+] activity. The record is from RefSeq and is a predicted model, not a curated record. Lineage: Eukaryota; Ciliophora; Oligohymenophorea; Peniculida; Parameciidae. Gene Ontology annotation, biological process: carbohydrate metabolic process; glycerol-3-phosphate catabolic process.